AUGGAAACAGGUGUAUUGACUCAGUUCGAUAGGGAUGUCUAUCAGGCGACAAGAGGGAUCUUUGUAGACGAGAAAGCCAAAACCAGAAAACUCAAAAGUUUGAAACGAUAUAUUAGGGAGCAUCCAGGGGACAGAAGCUGGGUGCUGCAGCUUAUGACCCAGUACGGCGCCAAGACCAUUCAUCAGUCAAUAUUGAAGCUCUUGUCCGAUGCGGUAUACGAGUCGAAAUUGAUCGCCAGCCAACGGUUCCCUGAUCUAUUUGAGCCUUCCGUAGCCCAAAACGAAGCUAGGACUCUGUUGGAAGAAGAAGUGACCAGGCCCGAACAACCUGCGCUCGAAGACUUUCACCAAACCCACGGCGAUGACACCCAAGGAAACUCGGAAUUGACAGAAGCCACGGCGGUCCUGAACGGUAUCAACGACAGCAGUGCAAGAAACGACGUUGGUAACUCAUCAGUGCUUCCAGUAUACCUGCCAUUCCCUGCGGAACACAUGCUUAUGGAGAAAAUACAAAAGACCCUGGAACUUGCUUGCUAUCAGUUUGGGUUGAGAGCUCUUCCAAUUGUGAUGCAGAAACAAGGCUGGGAUUGCCCGGAAUCGGUAGAGCUUAGCAAAUGGGCAAAGCUUUUCGGACGUAAGGGAAAUCUAGUUUGGGAAGGGGACGGUAAGCCCUCAAAAGAACUAUUGCAAUCUAUCGCAGCAAUCAGGCACACCACUGUUCAUCGUCUACGUACCAAUUCAGCGGGACUAGAACGAUUUCUCGCUGAUGCAGAAAAUCUUGCUGGAUUUCUGGGAGACAACAAAUUUACACAGGCCAUCUCUCAACUACGACUAGAAACUCAGGCAACUCUGACUGAACUUGUACGGAACAAGCAGUUUAGCCAGGUGCAACUGGAAAAGGCCCAAGAAGAAGUAGCAAGGCAGCGUGCUGAACUUGAUAAGAAGGAGCACGAGAUCCUGCGCCAUAUGGCAAGCGAGGAUAGAAAGUACAGUGAACUAGCAGGAGAGAGGUUGGAAAGAGCUCUGGAUCUUAUGGGAGACUUGAAAGUAGCUUCAAAUGGUCAAGUUGCAGUGCUGGAAAACGUUGACGAUAUUGAGGACGACCCUGUUUCUGAUGACGACAGCGACUCCGAUCACGAAGAGCAAUUUGAAGACUGUAGUGAGACAUAA
Molecule: messenger RNA, 1170 nt
Organism: Fusarium sp. VM40
Lineage: Eukaryota; Fungi; Ascomycota; Sordariomycetes; Hypocreales; Nectriaceae
Source: the annotation of a GenBank genome assembly